AGGGGGGUAGCGGGGCGUGGGGGAGGGGGUGGGUUGUGGCUGGCAGGCAGGCAAGGAGGGAGGCGCAGCUGCCUCUGCUGCUGCUGCCGCUGCCGCUGCCGCCUGCUCCGCUCCGCUCCUCCGCGCACUCUGCCGCCAGCCCAGCGCCAGCGGUCCCUUAGAGCCGUCGGGGCGCGCGCGGGGAGCCGGGAAGCUGGGGAACCUCUGCGCCCCGUGCACGAAGAACAGAGCGCGCGCCCCGGGCCCGAGGGAGUCGGGGAGGAGGAGAUAAUGGGGGUGCAUUAAAGAGGUGGAGGGGGAGAGGAGAGAGGCUCCCACCACCUUCCCUCCCUUGAUGGGAAAGGAGGAGUCUCCGCUGCUGCCGCUGCCUGGAGAGCGCUGGGGGAAAAGCGACUGGCACUAACUUCGGAGUUGGGGCAAGCUCGGGGAGAAAGAAAAGAGACAGCUGCAUCCUCUUGCAAAGUUGGACUUCUCAGUAAUGGCAUCAGCCCUACCUAGGACCCUGGGGGAGUUGCAGUUGUACCGAAUAUUACAAAAAGCCAACCUUCUUUCUUAUUUUGAUGCCUUCAUCCAACAAGGUGGCGAUGAUGUCCAGCAGCUCUGUGAAGCCGGUGAAGAGGAAUUUUUGGAAAUCAUGGCCCUAGUAGGCAUGGCCAGCAAGCCUCUUCACGUCAGGAGAUUACAGAAGGCUUUGAGGGACUGGGUUACAAACCCUGGCCUCUUUAACCAGCCUCUGACUUCCUUGCCUGUCAGUAGCAUCCCCAUUUAUAAAUUGCCUGAGGGUUCUCCCACGUGGUUGGGAAUGUCCUGCAGUUCUUACGAGAGAAGCAGCAGUGCUCGGGAGCCUCACUUGAAGAUUCCAAAGUGUGCGGCCACCACUUGCGUGCAGAGUCUGGGGCCGGCCAAGCCGGAUGUGGUGGGGACCUUGGCGCUCCAGAGUGCCGGCGACUCCAGGCUCUGGCAAGGCCAUCACACCACCGAGAGUGAGCACAGCCUCUCCCCAGCUGACCUGGGCUCCCCAGCCUCCCCGAAAGAGAGCACCGAGGCGCUGGAUGCCGCCGCUGCUCUCUCCGUGGCUGAGUGUGUGGAACGGAUGGCCCCCACGCUCCCCAAAAGUGACUUGAAUGAAGUGAAAGAAUUACUGAAAACCAACAAGAAGUUGGCUAAAAUGAUCGGUCACAUCUUUGAGAUGAAUGAUGAUGACCCGCAUAAAGAGGAGGAGAUUCGGAAAUAUAGUGCAAUAUAUGGGAGAUUUGACUCAAAAAGGAAAGAUGGCAAACAUCUCACCCUUCACGAGCUGACUGUUAAUGAAGCAGCCGCUCAGCUCUGUGUAAAAGAUAACGCCCUUCUGACCAGAAGAGACGAACUCUUUGCCCUCUCUCGGCAGAUUUCUCGAGAGGUCACCUACAAGUACACCUACCGAACAACCAAGUCUAAAUGUGGAGAAAGAGAUGAAUUAUCUCCCAAGAGAAUUAAAAUAGAGGAUGGUUUCCCAGAUUUCCAAGAUACUGUGCAGACUCUUUUCCAGCAGGAUGCUGUAAAAGUCCAGUUAGCACUGGCCAAAGCUAAAGGUGAAGAGUUUGCAGCACUUAAUUCACAGCCUGAAAAGGUGAUGGCAAAACAGAUGGAGUUCCUUUGCACCCAAGCUGGUUAUGAGAGACUACAACACGCGGAAAGGCGAUUGUCUGCAGGGCUUUACCGGCAGAGCUCAGAAGAGCACAGUCCAAAUGGCUUAAUAGCAGAUAAUUCCGAUGGACAAGUAGGAGAAAGACCCUUGAAUCUUCGAAUGUCCAGUUUACAAAACAGACAGCCUCCACAUUUUGUGAUGGAUGGGGAGCUGAGCAGACUUUAUUCCAGUAAUGAGGCCAAGUCUCAGUCAUCAGAAAGCCUUGGGAUUUUAAAGGAUUUCCCUCACUCGGCUUUUAACUUAGAAAGGAAGGUCAUAAAAACAGAACCUGAAGAUACGAGAUAGCCAUGAUUCUCCCACUGUACUCUGGAAAAAAUGGCGCCGGGUCUGAGGAUAAAGCUACAACACAAAAACAAGCCUUAAUAACCAAUGUUGCCUCAUUCAAGUCAAACAGAUUUCAUAGCCAAAGCUUACGGACUGGUACAUUUGUCUGUGGAAACUGAGUGGGGGUGGGGGUGGGGGGAGAAGGGAUAGGAACAACAUCACUAUCUAGAACAGUAAUAUCGGUAAAUACACAUUCCUGUAUAAGUUGUUUCAUUAUGUGGGGAAGCUUACAAAUUAAUAUUGUAGGCGUCCAUUAUUUAAGAAUGUAAAAUGUAUUUGUAUAACUUAUAAAAGUAAAAUCUAGGUGUUGAGACACGUGUUCAGUCCAGUAGAUGUGGAUACAGUUUAUUUUACUUGAAAUUUCAAUGUCUACUUUAAAUGUAUCUAGCAUAAAUAUGAUUGUUAUACAUCAGAAUUUAGAAAUCUAUGAGAUUAUAGGAAAGAAAGCUAAUUAAAGUGACUGGUAAACAGCAAGUUUACUUUAUUUGGGAAAAUAGAAAACAAAUACUUACUAUUUUAACAAAGGACGUUUUGAGUGGCUGAUCUUGUUUUAGAGGAGAUAUAUAUGUGUAUAUAUAUGACAUUUAUUAAUGUAAUGUCAUUUUAUUGGUUUCAUCAGUGUACAUUUAAAUAUUAAUCAAGUACUAGGGAAAAGCCAGAAACAUCAAUAUGGUGGCUGCCAUAUGGACAUGACCUACAGCAUUGGCCUUUGCAUAGCAUAUGGCAUUAAAGCAUUAAAAAAAAAAGAUCGGAAUAUCUUCCUUGGACAGAAAACUUGAGACAAGUAGCUGGAUGUGCAAAUGGCCGAGUUUCAGUAUGGAUAUUUCAGAGCACUAAUGCAGAUCCCCAAAGGAGCUCAUCCUGACGGUGAUAAAGGCGUAACGGAUGAUGGCCAGAUCCAUAGACCACGACUGAAACAACUUUCCUCUGUAUCUUGAAAUCUUUCUCCUCCUGCAUAGGCGGACGUGAGAGACUAGAUGCCAACUAGGAGGUGCCCUCCUGCCCAAAUGAUACUCUGUUUUUACCAAUCACUGGAGACACUGUGCAGACAUGCUUUUUACUUUGUGUGCUUUUAGUCGAUACCUGUAUUCGUUAUUUAUUUUGCAAGUUUAGUUUUUGGUACGCCUUUCAUCCCUGCAGAUGCAGUUUUCCCUAAAAGUAAUCAUCGAUUGAAUGAAUUUCUCUUUUUAAUUUCCACUGUUUAAUAUGGGGACCAGACACACACAUGCAUACAUAGACACACAUAUGUAUGUAUGGUGGGCAUAGUUACAUGCUAAGAAUGUUUAUCUGCCCAUCUGUCUACUCAAGAAUAAGAAUCUCACAUUUGAAUCCUUCCCCCAGGACAAAAUUCCAAUGGGGCUUUUAUCAGAGCUUUUUAUCAAAGCUUCCCUUCCCUGUUGGUUUGAGAGGAGGUAACAAGGACGUGGAUAGCUGACAGAUGUCCAUACUUAUCACAGAGGAGCUAACCCUCAGAUAAGAAUAUGGCCUGUGCCAUGGAACACACCAUUUCUGUCUCUAGUUUGGUUCUGCAUUGUAGACACGUAACAAUGUGCGUCCAACUAAGCUCUGUCAACCCGAUGUUAAACGAGAUGUCUGCACUGUAGUCCCUGAUCACUGUAAAUGUGUAUAAUUGUUUUAUCACUUUUGAUUUGUGGAACAGCUUUAUAGUGGAAACACCAGUCAACAACUUUUCUAUUAUUAAAAGGCGGUUUUUCCUCUCUAAAUGGUUCAUUGUACUGUAUGUAGUGUUUUGACCAUUGGCCAAGCUUUUUAUGUAUGCUUCAACUUUGUUGCUAUUUUGAGGUUGAAGAUGUGGUUGUCUUUGUUCACUGUAUGUGGAAAUAGUACAAGUAGGAUUUAAAUAGAAUGUUUCUUCAGUUUUUAAUAUUAGCCAUAGCACUGGUUAGUAUCUGAGUAGUUUCAUGAAACGUUUCACGUAUUCUAAUAUGUUUUGAGAGAUUUUGUGCGAUAAAAAAAAUCGGAUUAUUAAUAUUCAAGUUUAUAGACAGUAAGCAACAGAUUUUUUUUAAAAGAUGCAUUUAUCUUCCCUCUAAUAUUUGUCACAAUGUCUGUGACCAAAAAAUGUGCAUGGACCAAACGACUUCAUCUUUGAAUAUGUAGAUCUGUAUGAUUGGUUAGCAUCGUUUGCUGAUCUUUUAAGUAAAUCAUGAGAGGAACACCUCGCAAGAACAAUUUCAGUAAAAUAUAAUUUUUAUUUUGUAAACACUAAUGUAUUAAAUUUGCUAUACAUUAAAGCAUAUAAUAUAUAUUUUUA
Messenger RNA from Monodelphis domestica (gray short-tailed opossum), 4286 nucleotides. It is a transcript of the gene NAB1, whose product is annotated as NGFI-A binding protein 1. Lineage: Eukaryota; Metazoa; Chordata; Mammalia; Didelphimorphia; Didelphidae. The record is from RefSeq and is a predicted model, not a curated record. Gene Ontology annotation, biological process: negative regulation of DNA-templated transcription. Gene Ontology annotation, molecular function: transcription coregulator activity; transcription factor binding. Gene Ontology annotation, cellular component: nucleus.